AUGAGACUGACUUCAUUAUAUGUCUGUACUACGUGUAACUGUCCAGUAGCGGCAUUCAUGACCGACUGGUCAUCGUGGUCAGCCUGCAGUGCCACGUGCGGCACAUACGGCCACCAGGUGGCGCACCGACGCUGCUUCGGCGCGGACAGCUGCAAGGUCGGGGAGCGCAGCUUGAAGGAUCUCACGCAACAGCGGCCAUGUUUUCUCGGGGCUUGUCCUGUGGCCAACCGGUGGGUUGGUUGGUCAGAGUGGUCAGCCUGUUCUGCGUCUUGCAACGGUGGCAUCCGAUCACGCCAUGCGAGCCGGUGUGUCACCACGCAGUCGUGUCAGGGAUCGAACCGACAGUAUGCAGAGUGCAGCCCGCAGCAGUGCACAGUUGAUGGACAAUGGACAGACUGGUCAUCAUGGAGUAACUGCACGGCUGACUGUGGUGAAGGGAGGGCUGUGAGAAGCAGGCAGUGUGCCGACCCCUCCCCCGCACACUGGGGGCGGCCAUGCGAGGGUCCCCACUAUGAGAGCACUCAUUGCUUGCAGAAGAACGGAUGCGAGGGAGUUGAUGGACAAUGGACAGACUGGUCAUCGUGGAGUAACUGCACGGCUGACUGUGGCGAGGGGAGGGCUGUGAGAAGCAGGCAGUGUGCUGACCCCACCCCCGCACACUGGGGGCAGCCAUUUGCAGGCGGCUGGUCCGGAUGGAUGGAGUGGAGCAAGUGCUCGGCUAGCUGUGACUCGGGCCACCAUUACCGCGAGCGCACGUGCACCGAGCCGUCGCCAGUAGGUGGCGCUCCGUGUCCCGGGUUUGGCAGCGAGGUCGCGACGUGCUUCAUCGCUCCUUGUCCAGAUAUGGUGAGACAGAGCACAUACCUUGCUGGUGACAGCGUCAUUACCUAUCUGCCUGCAGACAAGCCGACACGCAUCCUGCAGCUGUUCAUAAAAUUCAAACCACUCGGCAACACUGGAGUACUCGUGCACAGGUGGCACUCCGUGCUUCUGACGAUCGCCGGACAGGCGGCCAUCGUCCGGCUGAACGACUUGCAAGGUUUCGUCAUGAACUUCACGGGCAUCAUUCCUGAUGAUGUCGAUUACGACCAGCCAAUGAUGAUCGGCUCGAAGGGGGAGCCAGAAGUCACAAAGUCUGAUCAUCCAGGUUUCAAGGGAUUUAUUUCUGCUCUGCAUGUGAACUUUGAGGCAUAUACGCUGCAGCAUACGGAACACUGGCAGGGUCAUGGCAGCCCGGAGUACGGCAUAGACAUUCAGACGGAUAACUCAGAUCCGGAAGCCUUCCUGCCACGGUUCACCGGCCGCAGCUACGCGGUCCUCGCCGUACCGGAGAGCGUCCGCCAGCUACGGCUCAAGCUCACACUGAAGCUGGACACUAGCGGAAGCCAGCUGCUGCUCUUCAGCAGAGGGAGGGAGCCGGGUUCCUUUGUCAGCCUCACCGUGCACGCGGAGAAGCUGAGGCUGUGUAUAAACACCGGCGUGAAGGAGAGCUGUGUGUCAUCCGACACGAUCGCGGUUGACACGUGGUACGUUGUUGACGUCGUCGUCACGGGCGACACGGCGGAGCUUGUGACUCAGUCGGCCGCACGCACCGAGGGCUACGACAUCACCGCCGCGGGACCGCACUUCUCGCCGGACUCCCAGCUUCUCGUCGGCGGCGGCAACGCGGCCGACUGGUCGCUCGUCGUCAUGGCGACGGAGGUGGCCGCGGGGUUGACGGGGGUCGUGCGGACGGUCGGCGUCAACGGUGUGAGACACGAGUUCACGGAUGAGACGCUGUACAGCAGGGACGGUGUGAUGCUGUCAACGCGAGCGAGUCUUGCAGAUCGCUAUGAUGAGGUGUACACUCACAAAUCUACAAUGGUGACACUGACUUGCUCUCAUUCUCUGCAUGGGAAGCUAACAAAUGAUACUGGAGAGCCAGUAGCAGGCAGUGACAGUAGUACUGGGCAAACUUCUGGCAGUGUGACCGAAGGACUUCGAUUAGUCUGGUUCAAAGACGACCAGGAGCUGGCGUUGUCCGACAAUAUCAAACUAGAAGAAAAGACAGUAGAGGGCAGGCUGGUCAGCCGCCUGUCUCUCCUGCCCACCAUGGACACUCACUCUGAAGAGGGGCCGUACGUGUGUGAAGCUCGCAGAGACGGUUACACACGCGUCAUUCAUGCAUACGGAGUCGCCUUCCACACCAAUCUCAUUGGCCUGAAGGAGGAGCUGGAACUAGCAGAGAUUGUUGUUGCUGUCGUUGCUAUUGCUCUGUUCUGCCUCACUGCCAUCGCUACGACAGUAUCUGUCGUAUUCGGCAUACAAAGAGCUCAUGAGAGUUCUGUUGUGACCAUCUGA
Messenger RNA from Priapulus caudatus, 2340 nucleotides. RefSeq lists its product as uncharacterized. NCBI's taxonomy places the organism in Eukaryota, Metazoa, Priapulida, Priapulimorpha, Priapulimorphida, Priapulidae. The record is from RefSeq and is a predicted model, not a curated record. The transcript has 14 exons. Bases 1 to 2340 code for a protein of 779 amino acids. Gene Ontology annotation, cellular component: cell periphery.